Myxocyprinus asiaticus (Chinese sucker) is the source of this 5093-nucleotide messenger RNA. RefSeq lists its product as uncharacterized. The record is from RefSeq and is a predicted model, not a curated record. The transcript has 6 exons. Lineage: Eukaryota; Metazoa; Chordata; Actinopteri; Cypriniformes; Catostomidae. The coding region runs from base 2519 to 3562 and encodes 347 amino acids.
ACUCAAGUCAUUACUGUGACAACUGAUGUGGAUAUUUUGGAUAUUGACUACACUGUCCAAACUAAAAGAUUUGAUGUCAUCACUUGCUAAAUGUGUCCAGUCAGUCCUACCAAUCAGAUUUUACAUGUAAAUCAGAUUUGGUUGCAUUGUGAACAAAGCUGUAGUAGAAUAUUUUACUUUAAAGUUUAUUAGUUUUGUUCAACUAUACGUAACAAAUAGCAGACAAAUGUCACUUUUUUUUCCAAAAGCUGAUGUGAAUUAUAACUAAGUUCUAAUUAAUUAAAACUGCAACAUGGGGGAUUUAACUUUUUUAGUGAAAUUAUUUUAUGAUUAACAAUGAGAUGAACUGGUCAGAUCUGAUGUUUAGCCCUCUGACAGCCUGUGUUAAUAAUUAGAAAAACAAAGCCACACUGCAAAGGUCAUUGAUUCCAUUCAUGCAUGGAGAACAACCCCUAGCGAUUCAUUUUUAUAAGCUUGCGAAGACUUUAAAAUAUCACUGUGUCAACAUGCCACACAGGACAAACACAUCCUAAUCUGAGGGCAGAAGAGUCUUUCUAAACAGACCUUUGAUCAGCUUCAAGACUGCCUGAAGCAUGAAAGUACAUUAGCUAUGUUUGUCGUAGCUUAAAUGAACCCACUCCCAAUUUGCAUGCUAAUGAGUCAUACAAAUGUUAUUAAAGCCCAAUUUUUAGCAACAUGAUUCGUAUCAGAGGUGCGAGGACUAAUGCACAGGCAUGAUGGUUUGCUCAUCAGGACACGUGGGCCGUCAUAUUGACCUCACAAAGUGUUCUGUUAAUAAUUUUAGAGAUGUAACUGCUGUCAAUACAGGCUUCAGCAUGGCUAUGUGUACAUCUUUUAAUGAUCAUCUCUAACCCGUUCAACUAUGUCUUAUACAUUUGCCUUAAAUAAUAAACUUGGCCUUAAACAAGAAGAGAAUUCUAGUUCCACACACUUAUAAAGUUGAAGCGUGUAACUUUUUUAGUGUUAAAAUGCUUUCUCCUGUCCCAGCUUAAUAUGCAGAGACAACUAUAAGCCAUUUGAAGGUUAAUUUUCAGAAAAACAGUAAACACUGUCUCUGAAAUUGCUCUGUUUGGUUUAAGCAGCCUAUCCAGCCAGACGCAACAACAUUGGCUCAGCCGAUGGUGUGAGUUGUGGGCGGCACUAAAAGGGGUGUAUUCGAAAAGCUGUUUGAAAACCAUGUUUUUAUUUUUGCAAUUCCGUUCUGUGGCACUAGUGGCUCAUAAACUUCCGCUUUAAAAAGCUGGGUUUGUUGUAUUUCCAUGCUUGCCACCUUUUUAAUUUUUACUCAAAAUUCUGAUGCUAGUUAUAAGCACAACAAAAUUGCUAGAUUGUUAGAUUAUCUGAAGAAAAUGUGAGUGGAGCUUGUUCGAACAAAAUGCGGUAAUGGUUAUGCAGCUGCUUCAAAGUUGGUUUUCACCUGUUUUAAAUCCAAUCAUUUUUACAAGUAAUAGUACACAUCUCUUCAAAAAGCCAUAAUGUUUGGUUGAAGAUUAAUUCACUACAUAGUUAUGAAAAAGUUUAAAUUCUUUUUUGGCAUUCAACAUUUCAACCAAUAAAAAUCUGAAUAUCAAAAGGAUUCAUGGAAACUUUUGCUGCACAGACUUCCAAAAAGUGUGUGUAUUUGUGAUCAUAUCAUUGUGAGCAAGCAAAAAACUUAUGAUUGUAAUAGAUGGAAUGUGUUUUAUGAUGAUGACAGAGUGUUUGGCUAUGGUACCCUAUGGAAGAACACAGCAGGAGGUCGUGAAAAGGCUCAGCAGUGUUUGCACAUUGCAGAUUAAUGCCUCCCUACCGCUGUCAGACCCGUCCACGGCCCACUGAGCAGUCGCUUGUAGCAGCUUUAAAAGCCUGAAGCUUAAUGUUUCACCUCUAAGCCGGAUUCAAACAAUGCAUAGAGACCUCACCCCCUGAUGGGGCAUAUAACUAAUAUCAUCUCACUAAUGAUGCUUACACUAGCUAUGUGCCAGAGUUAAGUCUAUGCACUGACAAAUGUCUGUGUGUUGAGGCAGUUUCCAGAACUGGAAUGUGAAUUUGGACUAGUUGAUUUACAGAAGCUAAAAUGCUUUUAAGGGUUGGAAUGAGCUUAUUUUUUUGGCAGGAAACCAACUGAAAGUGAGUGUUAUUUUUCUUAUUUAUAAAAAGUAGCAGGCUUUUUUAGUAUAUUAUGCAGACAGCAUCAAGUUAUGGUGAUCUGUAUUACUGUUACUCAUAGUUCUUUGUUUACUUAUUUUAUGAUAUUAAUGACCCAUUACAAAUUAUUGCACAGGAAAUGUGGUUUUCAGUUCGGUGUGGGGUUCUAGGACACAACCCACCAAUCAGCAGUGGAGAACUUUGUUGUCUUUGAUUUUGACUGGUCUGUUAGUGUGGUCAUGGUAAUGUACUGUGGAUUGUUCUCAGUAUGUGGACGUGGUCAGCACUUCCUCCGAGCAGUCCUGUUGAAAUUUGGCAUGCCCAUGGGUAAAUAAGAGUCAGGGUGGGCUUUUCUGGCAAAGGUCUUGCCAUGGAUGGGAUUGGAGACUGGCCCUCCAACAAAAUCAGAAAACGAAGAAACCAGUCUCCCUUUCGUGAUGUUUCACCUGUACCUUCACAUUUCUCAGAACCGGUCUCAUUCUUACAACACCGGGAUGUAAUUGCUAGCCUUCCUCGCCUCCCUGGUGUAAAGGGGGCACUAAGGGAUGAAGAUGAUGAUGACACUCGGAGUCACAAGAGCCUGCCAGUGGUGAUGACUGCAUUAACCCUCCAACCUAGACACAACAGGUCACACAGAGUUUCUGAGAAUCAAGUCAUUUCCAGACUCCCUCCUCUUAUAAGCUCCAGGUGCAGUUUGAUUGUGAAAGGCACUGGGUGCAAAACUGACUUCAAACUCCCACCGAUCACCAAAUUCAGGAAUACUUGGAAUGAAAUGGAACCCCUGAGACCACCUUGUAGGGCUGGAUACAGGCCGGAUAAAAUGGAAACCGAUUCAGCUAAACCUGUUCAUGCAUUCAUCCAUCCGAAAAUUGUACCUGUCGGCCAGACGGCUCUGUCUGUCAAGGUGCACAGUGUACAAGGAAACGGGCCCUACUUGUCCCCUUCCAAAGACUCUGGAGUGUCCAGGGGAUCUCGCAUCACUUUCCAGAGUCCUGUAGUGCAGGCAGUGUACCCCAUCAGUCCUGACACUGUGCAACAGAUGAGGCAGACUGACAUAGCAUGCCAGUCCCUGAGGUCUGUACUGAAAAAAGCACAGGCACCAUAUGGAGGAGUAUUUAACUGCACACUGGUGCCCCACUUGCUAGAGCCAUUUUCUGGUUUCCAGGAGCAUCUGUGCCGCCAGAUCCUUCACUCUCCCCUACCUUAUUGCGCAGCUCUGCCGCAGGUCCAUAUACCUUGCCAACAGGACCAGGUGGAUUUGGUGCCUGCCCGCAGGGGCCCAUAUGGCUCCCUGAUGGAACGCACUGUGGAGCUCUGUAACUCCCAAGGAAAGAAGCUUCCCAGGAUCACCAUGACCCGCCCAACACCUUCUCCAAAAUACCUCUGUCGCACUGAGACAAGGCAUGCAGCUUGACAGACAAAACAAGCAUUGCAGCAUUACUGAGUACUGCCUAUUUAAAGGGAUAGUAUACAUGAAAGUUCUGUCAUUCUUUACUCACCCUCAUGUCAUUCCAAACCUGUACAAUUGUCUUUCUUAAGUAGAAUACAAAAGAUGUUUAGCAGAAUGUUGCCGCUGCUCUUUUCCAUUCUUUGAAAGUGAAUGAUGAUCAGGGCCUCUCAAAGCUCCAAAAAUGAAAAAAAAAAAAAAAAAAAAAAAACACCAUUAAAGUGGUACAUGCGAGUCUUCUGAAGCCAUAUGACAGCUUUGUGUGUGAGUAGGACUUCAUAAAGAUUGUUAGAAAAUUGUUAUUCAUGUUAUUAAAUUUCAGCAAGUAAUUCACUGAUAUUCUUUUUCCACCACUGCAGCUAUUAAAUCUCAUCAAUGCGAAGCAACAUUGGUUCUCAUGUACAUAUUCCAAUAUAAGCAUAUUCAAAUUGCACAAAUGAGAAUUGACAACUACCGUAGAUUGGAAGAUUUUAAGUGAAUUACUUAAAUGUCGGUAUGUUCCUCACACAAAGCUAUCAUGGCUUCAGAAGAAUUGGAAUGUAGUGCACAAGUCAUGUCGACUAUUGUUUUGGUACUUUUAUUUUUUUUUAGCUUGAUGGUCCAAAAGAGCUUGGAAUAGGGCAGCAUGGACAUCCUGCCUAACAUCUGAUUUAUGUUCCACAGAAGAAAGAAAAUCUAAGGGUUUGGAACGAUAUGAGGUUAAGUAAACGAUGACAUAAUUUUCAUUGUUGGGUGAACUAGUGCCAGUGCAAUUCAAAGUGAAUAUUGCAAUGCAUACAAAUGAGUAAAGAGAUAAGAUCACCAAAUUCAAUUCAUUUUUUUCAUGUUAAGAGACUAUAUAGCCAAAACCGACACAUAUGUGAAGUCACUUGGCACUGUUCCUGAUUACCCAGCAAUUAUUGAACAGGAGUAAAUAUCACUUCUGUGCAGUUCUCUGUUUAGUCAAAUCAUUGUUAAAUCAUGUGUCAUCUUUCAUCUGGUUGCCAUGGAAAACUUAAGGAUCAUUAAGGCAAGCUAUGUCAGAACUAGAUCCGGGGGCUGCACUAUUCCACAGGAACUAACUGAGAGGUACAGGAAGUGCCUAAGAGGAGCUUUAUAAAGUCAUGCUAUAUAUUUUCUGGGAUGUUAAGACCCUUGGGGUACAAAUCCUUUUGUCUGUCUUACUAAAGAAUGGAAUAAUUUUUCUUUGCCUCACUCUUCAUGGCUUUCUUUUCUUUUUCUAAGUAAAAUCAACACAAUUUGCAGAGUACAGCAUAAUCUAAAAGUAAUAUACAGUAUGUACUUUAAUAAUAUGCAUCAGAGCUAUUGCUAUUGACAAUAUACUGUUAAGCUGCCAUGUGUCAUUUAAGACAGUUCUUACCAGAACUACAUAAUUGUUUAUUUCAUGAUGAUUAAACAGAACGUGGGAACUUCAUUUGUUCACAUUAAUGUUAUUAAUGAAACAAUGGUCCAAUGACCAGCUUCAGUUUUUGACUUUGCACUGUGUUAUGCUGCAGAA